Funneliformis caledonium is the source of this 423-nucleotide messenger RNA. The record is from the annotation of a GenBank genome assembly. Lineage: Eukaryota; Fungi; Glomeromycota; Glomeromycetes; Glomerales; Glomeraceae.
AUGGAUGGUGAUGAUGAUAGCGUUGUUGUCAAUGGACAAGAGCUUCAUUUGCCUCAAACAGAGACAGAAUCGGCGAGCUUACCGGCGAUGUCUAUUUUUCUAAAGCACUCCGAGAAAGCUACCAAGAGAAUUACAAAUUGCAAACCAUUAGAACAACAGUUAGCUAUUGUCCAACAGGAAAAUCAAGAAUUACAAAGCCAAAUAAACGAAUUGUCCAAUAUAGCCUUUCCUGAUAGUCCUCCCAAAUCGUGCAAAACUUCUCAGAGUGAAGUAUUUUUUGGCAAAAUGAAAGCUUACCGAACCAUUCUUGCAAGAGUUUUGGCUGAAGAAGAGCUUCAAACCCUCUUAAACAAACAAAAAGAAUUCCUAGAAAUAGAAAAGCACUUAAAAAGUUUACAAAUCAGGCAGCAAAUUCAAUUGUAA